CUCUCUCUCUCUCUCUCUCUCUCUCUCUCUCUCUCUCUCUCUCUCUCGUCCAUCCGAAAUUUCAAGCCAACCAAACAUCUCCAAGUACCGGUUUUCCAAAUACCCAAAAGGUGGCCUUUUAAUUCUUGUACGGACCAUUCCAUAGGGUUUCUUUCUUCUUUUUUGGAAAUUCAUAAUCGGAGGAGUGGCGGUGAGGCUAAUGUGAACCGGUGGUUGGGUACCUAUAAUAAGAAAAGGGAAGGCGGCGGCGGCGGUGGUGGUAUGAUCAGGGGCGUACACGUGGAGGGUGAAGAUGGCGGCGGAGGUAAUAGGAGGAAGCAGGUGGGGGACAUGGGUUGAGCUCCUGUUGGCUGGGGCCAUUCUAAGAUACGGGACCCGUAACUGGAACCAGGUCGCGGAGGAGCUCCGAGCCAGAACCGUUUGUCCCUACACUUUCACGCCUGAGGUUUGUAAAGCCAAAUAUCAUGACUUGCGAAAGCGAUACUCGGGUUCUAAGGCUUGGUUUGAAGAUUUGCGGAAGAAACGAAUGGAAGAGUUGAGACAAGCGCUGAAACAAUCCGAAGACUCAAUAGGGUCAUUGGAAUCGAAGCUUAAAUCUCUCAAGGCAGAGAAAGAAGAAGAUGGUUACAACAAUUACGACUCCAGCCAGACAGAAUCACCUGUCGCUUAUAGAAAAUCAAAGAGACAUUACCCAUCUGUCAAAGAGGCAUUUAAGGACGAGCCAUCAGCCGGCAGUUUUACAUGUGAAGCAUUGGCAAGCUGCUCGCCCGAAUGCCAGAUACUGGUGACAGUGUCAGCUGAAGAAACGGAGACUAAAAGAGAAGCUUCGCACUCUUCCGAACUUGAGAAAAUCUCAGGCAUCGAGAAGUUGGUAGGGACUUUGUAUGUAGGACUAGGAGGGACUCUACGAAAGAGACGCGGUAAACGAAAGAGGAAGAAUUGUAGUCGGGAUGUCAAGGAAGGCAGCAUCGGAGAGUGCGGCUUUUUGGAUUCUACUGAUGCUGCAACUACCUUGCGGUGUAUAGAAAAUUCAACCAGCGAAUGUCCCGAGGAAUUUGGAUCGUCAGGCGCAGGCGAUUGCAAUAGAGGUUCGACCAAGGAUGGGAUUGACGAGUUGCAGGAUGUUUUCAAUUCAAUUUCGGAGCAUAAAAGUGCCUCUCUCUUUCGUCAUCGACUUGAUAGCCAGAAGAGACGAAGAUAUAAGAAAUUGAUCCGUAGGCACAUGGAUUUCAACACAAUAAGAUCGAGGAUUUUCAAUCGCUCUGUCAUGUCAGUUAAGGAACUCUUUCGAGAUCUUUUGCUGCUGGCAAACAACGCCUUGGUGUUUUACUCGAAGAACACGCGUGAAUACAAAUCCGCUUUGCUUCUCAGAGACAUCACCACAAAAACAAUGCGGCAGCAUUUUAAGGACUUUAGCAGCAAGGCAACCUCUGCCAACCUCUCCUCAAAUGCACUAGUGUGUAAUACACCGGUUAAACCCCGGAGUGCUCGCCCUGGCAACCGGAAGUUUUCAGGAAAGGUUAGCAAUGCUGGAAACGUGGCUGCUAAGGCAUCAAACAGAAGUAAGAACGCCAGUCAUGCUAAUGCUGAUUCUUCUCCUUCGGUUGAAUCUUUCGCUGUGACAAAGAAAGCCUCCUGUCACCCUAGAAAAGUUGGACGUAGAAGUAGUCAACAAAAUGUAACUCCGGCGAGGGGAAGGAAAAGAGGUUGUACAAAGUAGAUGCAGCCGUAAAUUGAUUCAGAAAAUUGGGUGUAGGGACUCAGAGCGUAUGCAGGUCUUGUGUACAGAAGUUUCCUUUUUUUGUGCAAAAUGUCCAAAUAUUUCUGGUUCCUUUCCUUUGUUUGGUAGAUGGACUCGUUCUAGUUUUGGAUAGGCCCAUAUGGAAAAGGUUUACUCUACAUGUUGUCCUUCUGGGUUUGCAUCCUCUUGCAGGCUCGUAGCAGCUCUAUAUAGCUAAGACUAGAUUUGGGUUCAGUGUAUAUUUACAUAUUUCUAUACAUUUUAAAACUUAAAUUA
Messenger RNA from Malus domestica (apple), 2017 nucleotides. RefSeq lists its product as uncharacterized. Gene Ontology annotation, molecular function: protein binding. NCBI's taxonomy places the organism in Eukaryota, Viridiplantae, Streptophyta, Magnoliopsida, Rosales, Rosaceae. The record is from RefSeq and is a predicted model, not a curated record.